Messenger RNA from Syngnathus acus (greater pipefish), 6621 nucleotides. RefSeq names its product par-3 family cell polarity regulator beta b (gene pard3bb). NCBI's taxonomy places the organism in Eukaryota, Metazoa, Chordata, Actinopteri, Syngnathiformes, Syngnathidae. Bases 341 to 4168 code for a protein of 1275 amino acids. Gene Ontology annotation, cellular component: cell cortex; apical junction complex; apical plasma membrane. The record is from RefSeq and is a predicted model, not a curated record. The transcript is spliced from 29 exons. Gene Ontology annotation, molecular function: phosphatidylinositol binding; protein binding. Gene Ontology annotation, biological process: cell adhesion; intracellular protein localization; establishment of cell polarity.
UCUGUGGAAGCUGGUCAGGAACUGGCCAGCAGGAGCGACGCUUUGGAAGGAAUUCCCAAAACUUUUCCCGAAGUGUUUACCUCUUUAUAACACAUCGCUUCCAGUUCGCCCGAUGUCAAAACUACGUGUCAUCAAAGUGACGCUCGGCGAUGAAGUAGAUGUCACACCGAGCGCCUGAAGAAAGGAAACAUGACAGGGGGGGCAAAACUUGUGGAAUGAUGCCUGAGCGACUGCACGCCUCCCUGCAAAGUUCUGCUAAGGUGUUCUAUUACUCUGCAGUUUCAUCCGCUGCAACACAGAUCUCCUGCCAUCACCCAAAAUCUCGGGGAAGAAUCCCACAAUGAAAGUGACAGUGACAUUUGGGCAGACGGGUGUGGUGGUUCCUUGUAAAGAUGGAUGGACCGUGAGGGACCUCAUCCAACAAGCCACCCAACGAUACAGAAAACUGCUGGAACAGGAAGGGGAAUUUGUUGUUCGGACACAUCAUGUCGAAUACUGCGAUGGAGGGAUUCUGGACCCUGAUGAUAUUCUUAGUGAUCUUGUAGAGGACAAGGACAAGCUGAUGGCUGUGUAUGAGGAACAGGAAGCCCAGGAGAGGGAUGCCGCCAACCCAAGCCCCGCCCCCAGCCAUGAUCGCUACCAGGCUGAGUUGUCUGUCUUCCAGCCAAUCACGGGAGGAGAGAUAGAAGUUAAUUCAUCGGCUCUCAAGUCAAACACCCCCCUGCUGGUUAGAAGCAGCAGUGAUUCAGCUCUCGGCGCUCAGUCAACAGAGCUCGAAUCCUCCCGCCACGAAGAGGCUUCCGUGAUGGCAGCAAGUCCAGCUGUUGCGAGACCCCAAGUCAAAUAUGCUUUCAGUGACAGCCUAACCCGCACAGUGGAGAUCCUGGGAGGGGACAGUCCUUUGGGAAUCCACGUGGUUCCUUACUGCUCAUCUCUCAGUGGACGGUCUCUCGGUUUGUAUAUCCGUGGAGUGGAGGAAGAAAGUCGAUCCAGUAAGGAAGGUUUGUUCCAGGAAGAUGAGUGCAUCGUCAAGAUAAACAACACCGACCUCAUGGACAAGACUUUUAGCCAAGCCCAAGAAAUUUUCCGUCAAGCCAUGCACUCCCCGGUGGUCUCUUUGGAAGUACUUUCCUCAUCCAACAGAGAGCGCUUUGAGAAGAGUCUGAUAGGUCAACUGUUUAGCAGCAAUGCCGGUCCUGACAGCAGUCCCCGAGUUCCCAAAACCAAAGAGCCGCCUCCGCCUGUCAAAGCCAAACCCGUGUUCAGGCCUCCUGAGAGCGCCAUCGUGAGAGUGGCAGAAGAUGCUGGCUCUCUGGAAGCCGCUAGAUCCCAAGGUGGAAGCGAGAGCUCUCUUUCUGAUAAAAGCCCUGCCCUGUCCAGUCUGAUGGCCAGUAAGAAAGCAGGACGGAGAUUAAGAAUUGACCUUAAGAAAGGUUCGGAGGGUCUUGGAUUUACAGUGGUAACCAGAGAUUCGUCAGUUCACGGGCCCGGUCCUAUUCUUGUCAAAAACAUUCUGCCACGUGGGGCGGCUGUCAAAGAUGGACGCUUGCAAUCAGGGGACCGCAUAUUAGAGGUGAACGGCGUGGACAUAACAGGUGUCGGUCAGGAGGAACUGGUGUGCAUGCUGCGUAGCACGCGGCACGGAGAGAGUGUGUGUCUUGUGGUUCUACGACAAGAGAACAUGUGUCUGCCCCGCGAGAUGAAAGAUGAGGGCCCUCGCGACCAUGGCUUAAUUUUGGAGAAUGGGAAGGAGCAGCUCAUGUUCGAGGUGCCCCUCAAUGACUCUGGCUCCGCAGGUUUGGGUGUCAGCCUCAAAGGAAAUAAGUCGAGGGAGACAGGAGAGGACUUGGGAAUUUUCAUCAAAUCUGUCAUACAUGGAGGAGCUGCUUACAAGGAUGGACGUCUGCACAUCAAUGAUCAGCUGGUCGCCGUGAACGGAGAAUCUCUGCUCGGACGCUCCAAUCAUGUGGCCAUGGAGACACUUCGCCGCUCUAUGUCGCAUGAGGGAAAUGUCAGAGGGACCAUUCAGCUUGUGGUGAUGAGAGCACUGAAGGAUCAACAUGGUCUGUCAUCCAGUCGCUCACUUGACAACUCCCCGAUCCCGUCUCGGUUGAUGAAUCAAACCAACAGUCCCACAGGAUUGGUUUACCCGACUAACUAUCACGUCAACAGCGCAUUCCACACAUCCGAUGGGUCAUAUGCAAGUUAUUCUCACAUUGAUGACGAGACAGAUCAGAAUGGACAUGGUACUGAGGCAAGAAGCUCUGCUCAACCGUUCUCUUACCUACACGAAAGGAAAAUGUCUCCGUCCCAGUAUGACGCCCAGCAGCAGUUCCAGCAUGUGAAGGCCUCCAAGAGCGUUGACUUGGGCACUGCUCCAAACCAGACACACACUGGUACAGAUGUGAGCCACGAAAGAUCCCAGGUUGAAAACACUGCAGCUCCGCAAACCCCCGCAGGACUCGGCCCGACUCUCGGCUUAAAAAAAUCCUGCUCGCUGGAGAGUUUACAGACGGCUAUGUCCGAAGUCAACCGAAAGAAUGAACUCCUACCUUUCCAUCGCCCUCGUCCAAAUAUGGCCCGAGGAAGAGGUUGCAACGAGAGCUUCAGGGCGGCUAUCGAUAAGUCCUACGACGGGCCACCAGAAGACGACGACGGUUCGUGGGGGAGCAGUAGUUAUUCCCAGCUGAUUUUGGGUGAGAGGCAGGAAUUUGAAGGAAGCGGGAGUCCGCGGAGAAAUCCCUCACAAGCGCGGAAAGAACACGCAAACGCCACACAGGAAAGCCGGAGCUCAGACCCCAACCCUAAGAACUAUGCAUCAGAGCAUAGUUCAGGACGGGAAACGCCGGCGAGUAGCUCUUCGCGCCAAGGCGUAGGGGAUCCAGUGGAGGAGAAAACAAAAGGGGACAAGAAAAAGAAAGUAAAAACCAAGAUGAAGGAUAAGAACAGAGGCAAAGGGAAAGAAAAAGAGAAGAAAAAAGCAGAGGAGUCUGAGGAAACUGAAAAGAAGUCCAAGAAAAUAGGCUUUGGCCUGUUGAGAUUUGGAAAGAAAAAAGAGGACAAGAAAGAGGCCAAGGCUGCUUUGCAGCGUCAGAAGACAGACACUCUGAAUGACCUGGACUUUGAAAGGAUGAAAGAUGAGCGUGAGAGAAUUGAGGCUGGACAUGAGCACCACUCCAAAGACCAACAAGUUGCAGGUGGCAGAUCCAUAUAUGAAAACGUGGAGGAUGAUGACACCGAUCCCAAUUAUGCCCGAAUACAAUCCUUUAAGGACCGUGCUGUGAUUUCACCGCCACUGCCACUGUUUCAGUCCUCUCCACAGAAUACAGUCCAACAAGGUCAUAUCAGGACCCCUCCUCCUUCUCCCCAAGGUCCAUCAACCGUUUCUGGUCAAGCCGAUCAGAGUUAUGACCCAGGAGCCAUACCCGAAGACCCGUUUGAUAGGCUUUAUGCAAAGGUCAACAAACCUAAAGGACCUGGGACUAACUCAACUCCCGUGUUUGCAUCUUCUUCCAAUGACAGCAAUAUGGACCGAAUCCAGCAGCUAAGAAAAGAAUACCAACAGGCAAAGAGAGAAGGGAUGGUGCCCUCGUAUGAAGAACUUGACCCUCGACGUCUAGGCCAUGAAAUGGACAGGGUCCCAGGCAGAGGGAAAGAUCAUCGAAUUGCGCCACAGUAUGAAGAGGUGGAGCGUCAGUAUGCCUCACUACCAAGACGAGGUCCAUUGGAUCCAGCUGAGUACACCGCGCAUCCUUGGUCAGGUCAUUACAUGGGCGUUCCCCAGGCUCCGCAAGGUUACCACAAAGCCCCGUCCUACCCUAACCCCAACAUGCAGUCCCCUCCAUCAUUCUCCAACUACCCCCCCAGCCAGCCUUACUCACGGUCGGGGGACCCUCGGGGAGUUGACUCUGGUUUUUACCCCCACCCAAGUGCCCUCAGUUCCCAGCAGAGAGGACCCUUGCGACAGGAUGUGCCCCCAUCGCCCACCCCGCCGCUUCGGGGACUGCGGUACGACACAAUGAACCGUGGAACUGCUGCAGGAGGAGGUUACAGACACCUUGCGGAUCCCAGUCCAGAACAGUAUGGCUACACUGGGGAAGGUGGACGACAACAACAUCAACACCAAACUAACCCGAGACAAAAGAAUGCCAUGACUGCAGCUGUCUAGAUUAGAUUCAAUUCCAGAGAGGAAAAUCAGAAAAUACAAAUAGUCUUUUAAUACAAUGCUGGAUUGGGCGCUUCAACGAGAAGCAGAAAUCAAAGCCCAUCGUGGCGGAAUUCACAUUUCUGUCACAAUCAAACGCAAUCUGCUGUUUGAAGCACGCCGCCAAGCGAGACAAAGGAGGUUAAUUGUAAGCCACAAAACACAAUAUCACGUUGUUUGAAGUCGUGUUAAUUGCCUCCCUUAACAAACCGCAUCCACUGACUCAACUGUCACUAUACAACCAACUCUGCUCUCACAGGAGGGAAAUAUCAGUCAGUCUGCUGGUUGGACCACCAUUUUUUUUUUUUUUUUUUAUGCAACAUCAGGAUCAGAAUUUAAUUGGGUCUACUUUCCGGCUAAAUAGUGGCACACUUACCAACAUUCUCAUCUGUAGUGAUGAAUACAUUUACCCGCAAUGCAAAGUCUGAAACUUUCUGCACUUACGAAUGAUGUCACUGACAUAACAUUUUACCACAUUCGAAUCAAAGUUUUAACCACUUUGUUUUAUGUGGAGAUGCGAUAAUUAUUAGUUCAGUUUAAUUUAGUUUAUCUUUGAUUGGUUUUUUUUGUACUUGUGAAUGUACGAAAACCUUGAGUCACUUACAGCUACGCGUAACACACAAACUGAUUGAGCGCCAAUAUUUCUUUUUGAAGACAAAAUAAUGACAAAAUAAGGAUGUACCACUGUUGCAAACAGGCCAAAACCACUGUUGUGUUCAAAGCAUACGAUUACGUGAGAUUAAAUAAAUGUGGCCGUUUCUUCGGCCAAUGUAAUGAAUGCGCAAACCAAAGCGAGAUUUUCAGAAGCAUUUACCCGAGUGUGGUGAUUGUAGUGCCUAAACAACACAGUAGAAAAAAAAGAAAAUCAGGGACGGGAGGGAACUGGAACUUUUUUUUUUCCUUCCUCCUAUCAGUCCACGUCCUCUUUAGCUUGGUGAUGUGUUCAAGUGCGCACAGGAACUGAGCUGGAGUGUCCACUUAGUGUUGGCACACCAUUUAACCACUUGCUAAAAAAAAAUCUUUUCACAGAUCUAAGCGUUCAAACCUGUGUUAAUAUCUUUUCUAGAUGAGCAGUAUUAAUGUCCGUGGGUAAUACAUGUGCAAAAAAAAAACCAUUUCAAAAUCAGCUACAUUGUUUUUGAUGAAACUCCACUGAAGCAUUUCAUUUCGGCAGCAAUGUCGUUUGUCAAUUUUGGGUACGAAUAAAUUAAAGGGCUAAAAAAUGAAAUUGUGUUCGAGCAGCCUAAACAUACAUAGGAUGAGAAAGAAUGUGGCUAAAAGAUGUACUCAGAAGGGUUUGCGUGAGAGUUUGGAAUAAAACAUGGAAAUGGAACUCUGCAGUGGGAGGAAUACAUUUUUAGUGCCAAGGUUAAUCAUAGUUCUCUUCUCGACAGGUAUUACUGAAAAAGCUAUUGCGGUAUGACUGUGAGCGUGGUGAAUGUACGAGUGUUAGAGAAAAUGAUCCGAUAGUGCAUUACAGAAGAGGAUCUCCACUUCGCUGAGAUGCCAAUGUGACAUGCAGUCACUUUACUAUCAUUACAGGUCUGCGUGUAGUCCAAAUGGUCACCGACCAAGUCUGUCAGAAAAUUUCCAGGACUGGUGUCAUAAAAGUUAGUGGUGCCUUGAGAUACUCCUCAUACUGUACGUCAAAUCAUCUUUCCCCUUUGAAAUGAAUAGAAAUUCCAUUAAUUCGUUCUAGCCGCCUCCCCAAAAGACACACAAAUUACGUUUGUUUUAAAUAAUUAAAAUCAGCCUCUAACAAAUUUGCCACGUUUCGUUUCAUUUCAAUGUACAUCGUGCUGCUCGUUUUUAGUAUCAUCAUCUUGGCCACCUGGGGACAGUACGUAGUAUGAUUUCUUUGCUACCCUUCAGAUUUGUUUGCAAGUUAAUGCAAUCAGUCAGAACAAUGGCUUGUAUCUCAGAAGUCAAGUCAUCGAUAUCCAAAGGCGCUCACUCAAUCGUUUGUAACACCAGUCCUGGAACUUUUCAUUCACAUCUUGUACUAUAUGUAAUGCGUCAUUUGUAUUUUUUUUAACACAUUUCAUGAAUGUUUGUGUUAGUAUGAAGUCUCAUAUUGUUUCACAAAUGCUUUAAGCACGUUUUACACGAGUGAACAAGCCGACCUUUUGUGAAAAGUGUGCACUUUCGCAUGGUUUAACAUUCUGUAUGCAUGCUCUGUACUUAUUUUUUUAAUAGUUAUAAUCUGAAGGUACAUACCAGGAGUCCUUUUUAAAAACUUCUGGUGCUCACCAAGACCAGUGUAUGAAGGAACAAAUUUAAUAAUAACAUUUUUAUAAAGUAUAUCGUUUGUAAAAUGAUGAACGCAAGUAUCAUGAUUGUCAUUGUCUGAAUUGUCCAAGCACAUUUUAUAUCCAUGUAUAUAACAUUUGUUUUGCAUUAAAAACAUUUAAACAACA